AAACGAGCCGAGCGGGGCCGCGCGAUCGCAGUUGUACCGCGCUACCGAGCGAGUCGCACGUCCUGUUAUGCCCGAGUGGUGACCCACGCGCUCUAGACAUGGAGGAGACCCCUCCCGGCCCGGUCGUGCCCGAGGACGAGGGCAUCGCCGCCGACCGCCGCCCGUCCACCGACGACCAGGCCGACCUCUCCGACUCCGCCUCCGACGCCGGCUCCGGCGGAGGCAAGGACUCCGGCUGCGAGGUGGCGCCCGACGCGCAGGAGCCGCCCUACACCCCGCCCGACGACGAGCUCGCCGAGCGCAUCGUCGCGCAAGUCGAGUUCUACUUCUCCGACGCCAACAUCACGAAGGACGCCUUCCUGCUGAAGCACGUGCGCCGGAACAAGGAGGGCUACGUCUCCCUCAAGCUGAUAUCGAGCUUCAAGCGCGUCAAGCACUUGACGAAGGACUGGCGCGUCGUCGCCGAGGCGCUCAAGCGGUCCACGAAGCUAGAGAUCAACGAGCCGGGCACGAAGCUCCGGCGGAUCGACCCGCUGCCGGCGUACGACGAGACGACGCCCUCGCGGACGGUGGUCGCCGUGCGGAUGCCCAUCGAGCGGCCCACGGUGGAGGCGGUGUCGCGCCUGUUCGCCGGCUGCGGGGAGAUCGCGCUCGUGCGCGUGCUGCGCCCCGGCAACCCCGUGCCCGCUGACGUGCGCCAGUUCCUCAACAAGAACCCGAGCCUAGUGAACUGUGUGUGCGCGCUGGUCGAGUUCACCGAGUCGGAGGCGGCGCGCGGCGCGCUGCGCCUGCAGAGCUCCGACGAGGAGGGCAUGCGGGUGUACGAGCUGAACGGCGUCCCGCGCGAGGCAAAGCGCAAGGUGCCGGUGCGGCGGCCGACGCCGCGCCGCCACGAGUGCGAAUACUCGUCCUGCUGCAGCGGCUCUGAGCCCGAGUACGACUACAGGUACGGCGCCCCGUUCUACCGGCGCAGCUCCAGCGGGUACUUCGCGCCGCGCUCGCCCGAGAUCCAGACGUGGGUGCCACGGCGCGUGUCCACGUGCAGCCACAGCUCGGACUCGGGCGUGUCGUUCUGCGGGUCUCGGCGCGCGUCGGCGGCGAGCACGGGCAGCGGCGGCAGCGCGGACGGCUGGCUGGCGCGCCGGCUGUCGGGCUGCUCGCUGACGGACGGCUGCGGGCGGCGGCUGUCGUGCGCGCCGCGCCUGGAGCCACGCGCGCCCGCCGGCCCGGACGGCACGCGCGGCUUCCACGCCGCCGCCCGCCAGCGCCGCAUCUCGGACCUCGCGCUGUACUCGCGCUAGAAAGCGGCCGCGGAGCGUGAUACCUUUCUAAUCGCGUUGAGUAACUGCCUUUCACGUUCCGGCCGCCGAGCCGAGGCGACGAGGAAGAGUUUCGUGCUCGCGUGCCAGUUUCGAGUCGGGGGACGUUUCGGGGGAGGUGGCUAUGGAGACUUAUUUUUACGAUUUUUAUUGUGAUCGAAGUCUAGGCGGGGCCGACGUUUAAUUUAUACGUUUUUCGAUCGUAAUUUAUUGUAACCUAGGAGUUAUUUAUUGUAUUUAUGUGGCGCGCGCUGCGGGGAGUUUUCGUCCGCGAUGUUUGAGUUGUGAGCACAAAAAACAAAUGCAAAAUCGACAUUCAGAGAGAUCGUAGACUCGGGAGCGGUGGGCGAGGGCGGCGGGGGGCGGCGUUACGCAAGUGUAAUUAUUGCGGAUCCUAUGCUCAAUGCACUCGCGAGAGUGUUCAAUGUAAUAUGCUAAAUUGUUGCCGGUCGUUACUCAAACUAACAGACGCAGCUGUCGUAACCGUUGAAUAACUUUAUCGGCAGACAUUGCGCUCGAUUUUGCAAAAAUCUUGCCAAUGUGUCUCGUAUCUUGUAGGAGACAUCAUUACAAAAGUCAAAAUCAUAAUAGAAAUGUAACCUUUAAUCCUACAUAAAUUAUAAAUAAGAUAAAUGUACGAACCGAACUAAAAUUACAAGGACAAGGCUUCGUA
This is a messenger RNA of Aricia agestis (brown argus), 1992 nucleotides long. It is a transcript of the gene Achl, whose product is annotated as la-related protein 6. The coding region runs from base 99 to 1301 and encodes 400 amino acids. Gene Ontology annotation, cellular component: nucleus. NCBI's taxonomy places the organism in Eukaryota, Metazoa, Arthropoda, Insecta, Lepidoptera, Lycaenidae. The transcript has a single exon. Gene Ontology annotation, biological process: RNA processing. Gene Ontology annotation, molecular function: mRNA binding. The record is from RefSeq and is a predicted model, not a curated record.